This is a messenger RNA of Limulus polyphemus (Atlantic horseshoe crab), 393 nucleotides long. Its product is annotated as tigger transposable element-derived protein 6-like. The record is from RefSeq and is a predicted model, not a curated record. Bases 1 to 393 code for a protein of 130 amino acids. Gene Ontology annotation, cellular component: nucleus. The transcript has a single exon. Gene Ontology annotation, molecular function: DNA binding. NCBI's taxonomy places the organism in Eukaryota, Metazoa, Arthropoda, Merostomata, Xiphosura, Limulidae.
AUGAACAUUCCAGUUUCCGGACCUAUAUUGCAAGAAAAGACACUUACAAUAGCCACUACUCUGGGCCUUUCUGACUUCAAAGCAUCGUCUGGAUGGCUCACCAAAUUCAAAGCCAAACAAAACAUUUCGCAAUUCACAAUCAGUGGUGAACAUGGCGAUGUCGAUGCCAUGACAACUGAUGAAUGGAAUGCCAAAUUGCCUGCUAUUAUAGAGGGAUAUGCACCUAGAGACAUCUACAAUAUGGAUGAAACUGAGGUUAGCUAUCGUGGUUUAACAGACAAAACAUUGUGUGUAAAAGGUGAACAGUGUGCUGGGGGAAGUUAUCAAAAGAUAGACUUGAUAGUGUUGCGUUAUGUUGCAAUAGUGUUGGGGAAUUUGAAUGUACUGUUCUAA